CACUGAGUGGGCACCGUUCUGUAGUCUGUACUAACUUGGCAACACUCUCUUCUCUACUCUCGAUCCAAAACCCAUUCUGCUCGUCUUCUUCUUACCUUUAGACUCUCUGAAUGUGGAAACCAUAAGCUUCUUCUUUCGAAACAGCAAUCUGUUGAAGUACAAGGGCACAAUGGGUUGCACGCAGUCAAAUAUAGACAAUGCAGAGUCUGUCUCGCUUUGUAAAGACCGCAGGAACUUAAUGAAAGAAGCCGUUGUAGCUCGCAAUGCUUUCGCCGCUGGUCACUCUGGCUACGCUGUUUCUCUCAAAAAUGUUGGCGCCGCGUUGAGUGAGUACGCCCAAGGCGAAGCUGAGUACAACCAAGAAGAGUCACUUCAGCCGGUGGACGCUACACCUGCUCCUCCUCCUCCACCGCCGCCACCGUCCUCCAUCGAGCGCCUCCCGCCUCCCCCUCCACCGCCCCCCAACUUCUCCCCCAGUCCCAUCAAGCGCGCCUUUAGCUUGCCCUCGAUCCCUAGAAAGCACACGCACGAAAUCGAUCACGGUGCCAUUAUCGAAGAGGACGAUGGCGUGGACAACGACGACGAAGAAGAAGACGAAGUGGAAGCGCGUGGGAACAACGGCGACAAACUUAAGAACAAAAAACAACUAAACAAGGGUGUAGGUAGGUCCCACGGAGAAAUGAUGUCGUCAGCUACGACACUGCCGAGAACUCCGGUGAUGACGUCCGUACCGAAGGCCGCGUGGGAUUAUUUCUUUAUGGUGGACGAGCACUUGGCUGGAACAAGUACGUUGGAUACUGAGGAGCUUCAUCAUAUAAAUAAUAUUUCAGUAACAAUGGAGGAAAAGAACCGUAAUAAUAUUAUUCAUAAUAAUAAGAAUAUUGGUGCUGGCAAUGAAGAUAAUUAUAAUAUUAGUAAUAUUAAUAAUAAUAUUAGUAAUGAUAAUAUGAAUGUUAGUGUUCGUGUUAAUGGCAAAGAGCUUGAAAAGGCUGAAGAAAAAGUCAUCGAGCAUGCCAAAACGGCUCCUCCAGAGUUCAGUAGUAGGAAAGCUGGUGUGAAUUUGAUGCAUAUGUUGAGCCAGAUUGAUGACCAUUUCUUGAAGGCUUCACAGUCUAGUUACGAGAUUUCCAACAUGCUUGAGACCACCAAGGUUCAUUACCACUCUAAUUUUGCUGACAAUCGAUCAUUUGUUGAUCAUUCUGCAAGGGUCAUGCGGGUUAUUACUUGGAAUAAGUCCUUUAGAGGUAUCUCCAAUGGUGAAGGUGGGAAGGAUGAGGUGAAUCUAGAAGAAUCGGAAACUCUUGCUAAUGUUUUGGAUAAGAUGUUAGCAUGGGAGAAGAAACUUUAUGAAGAGGUUAAGCAAGGUGAGCUGACGAAGAGGGAGUAUCAGAGGAAGAUUAAAGUGCUAAAUAAGCACAAGAAACGUGGAGCUACUGCAGAAUCAUUGGAAAAAACGAAAGCAGCUGUGGCUUAUUUGCACACAAGAUUCAUAGUUGACAUGCAGUGUAUGGAUUCCACAGUUACAGAAGUAAAUUGUUUACGUGAUGAGGAGUUGUACCCAAAACUUGUUGCUCUUGUUGAUGGGAUGUCUAAAAUGUGGAAAACUAUGAGUGAACAUCAUGACAGCCAGCUGGAGAUUGUUACAGACCUCAAGUCCCUUGAAGUUACAAAUGCUCCCAGGGAAACAACCAAGCAGCAUUAUGAUCGCACUAGACAACUCUGUAGUAGUGUUAAUCUAUGGCACUCACAGUUUGAAAAGCUUGUGAACCAUAAAAAACAGUUUAUCCAAUUUCUGAACAGCUGGUUAAAGUCAAAUCUCAUCCCCAUUGAAAGCAGCUUAAAAGAGAGAGUCUCAUCCCCAUCAAGGCCCCCAAAUCCCCCAAUCCUAGCCCUCCUUCAUUCAUGGAACGAUAAUCUUGAAAAGCUUCCGGAUGAGCUAGCCAAAUCUGCAAUUUCCUCCUUUGCUGCUGUGAUAAACACCAUAAUUCUUCUUCAGGAGGAAGAGAUGAAGCUGAAGGAAAAGUGUGAUGAAACCAGGAAAGAAUAUAUUCGAAAGAGCCAAGCAUUUGGUGAAUGGUGCCACAAGUACCAAAAGAGAAAUGCAUCCAGUGAAUCAGAAGCAGGGAAGAGUGAAGAUGCAAAUGUGAAGGAUGCUGUUAUGGAGAGGCAAUUUGUGGUUGAGAGCUUGAAGAAGAGGUUGGAUGAGGAAGUUGAAGAUCACAACAGACAUUGUCUUCAAGUCAGAGAAAAGUCUCUAGGGAGUCUUAAGAUCCGCUUGCCUGAGCUGUUCCGUGCCAUGUCAGACUAUACUCAUACCUGUUCCGAUGCUUAUGAAAGACUGAGAACCCUCAUCCAAUCACAGAAUACCAAUGGUGGUUCUGCACACUAACUCAGCCCAGUUAUUCAAGUAAUUCUGAUAAAGUUAGACCUUGUUCAUCUGUAGUUUUAGUAAGGAAUGUUUUUUAUUUUCUUGAGAAUGCAUAUCAAUCCUUGUUCUAGAGUGGAGAAGUUUUGUUCUUGUAUUAAUUUUGGCUCUAUGCUAGUUGGAUUUUCUGAUGAUUAAAAUGAAAAGUGCAGCAACACUAUACUGUUCCA
Mangifera indica (mango) is the source of this 2595-nucleotide messenger RNA. Its product is annotated as protein ALTERED PHOSPHATE STARVATION RESPONSE 1-like. The transcript has 4 exons. The coding region runs from base 170 to 2389 and encodes 739 amino acids. The record is from RefSeq and is a predicted model, not a curated record. NCBI's taxonomy places the organism in Eukaryota, Viridiplantae, Streptophyta, Magnoliopsida, Sapindales, Anacardiaceae.